GAAUAUUAGUUUGUAAAAACUUUUAAAAAUGACAGCAGCUUUUAAAUAUUCAUUUUUGUGUUUAGCCAUUUUUGCCUUAGCAGCAGCUCAAAAAGAGCCUCAUUUUAAGGAUAAUCGCUCCACCAUAGUGCAUUUGUUCGAAUGGACCUGGCCCGAUAUAGCCAAGGAGUGUGAGGAGUUUUUGGGACCUCAGGGUUAUGGCGGAGUGCAGAUCUCACCUCCCAAUGAGGUGCGUGAAAUAGAGGGUGGACCCUGGUGGGCUCGCUACCAACCCUUAUCCUAUAUACUCGUUUCCAAAUCGGGUAAUGAGGCUGAUUUAGCUGACAUGAUUUCUCGCUGUAACGCUGCUGGUGUACGCAUUUAUGUGGACAUUGUGGUAAAUCAUAUGACCGGCUAUAAGGAUGGCGAAACUAUUGGUACCGCCGGUUCGGUGGCCAAUUAUGGUGAACGUAGCUAUCCUGCCGUUCCUUAUGGCCCCGGAGAUUUCCAUGCUACCUGUGAUAUACAUGAUUAUCAGGAUGCUGUACAAGUUAGAAAUUGUCAAUUGAACUCUUUGGUGGAUUUAGAUCAAAGUGUACCUCAUGUUAGGGAAAUGAUUGUGGGCUAUAUGAACAAAUUGGUGGAUUUGGGUGUGGCUGGUUUUCGUGUAGAUGCUGCUAAACACAUGUGGCCCGAAGAUUUGGAGGCCAUUUAUGCUGCAGUAAAAGACUUGAAUGAGGAAUUUUAUUUCCCGGAAAAUGCUAGACCUUAUAUCUAUCAGGAGGUCAUUGAUUUGGGUGGAGAAAGUAUUAAAAAAACCGAAUACAACCACAUGGGCGCUGUUACCGAAUUCAAAUUCUCCACCGAAAUUGGCCGUCUAUUCCGCAAUAAAAAUUCCCUGAAAUAUGUACGAAACUGGGGACCCGAAUGGUACAUGUUGCCCUCCGAAGAUGCCAUAGUCUUUGUCGACAAUCAUGACAACCAAAGAGGCCAUGGUGCCGGCGGUGAGGAUAUUUUAACCUACAAACAAGCUGAUCUCUAUAAACUGGCGGUGGCCUUUAUGUUGGCUCAUCCUUAUGGCGGUGUAACCCGAGUAAUGAGUUCUUAUGAUUUCACCAAUACCGAUCAAGGACCACCACUAACGGAAGAGGGUCAUAUUAAAGCUCCCGAGUUUUUGGAAAAUACUUUAUGUGACACUGACAAUGUGGGUUGGGUGUGUGAACAUCGCUGGCCGGAAAUCAGACAAAUGGUUCAAUUCCGUAAUUUAGUGGGUGCGGAGCCUUUGGAGAAUUGGUGGGAAAAUGGUGAGAAUCAAAUUGCCUUCUCACGUGGCUCUAAGGGAUUUGUGGUGUUUAAUAUGGAACCAGAUACAGAGCUAAAAGCUUCAUUGCAGACUGGUUUAGCUCAGGGAGUUUAUUGUGAUGUUUUGUCGGGCUUGAAAGAAGAUAAUGAUUGUUCGGGUUUGAAGAUUGAAGUGAAUGAAGAUGGUGUGGCCGACAUUAAUUUGGCUCAGGGACCUUUGGCUGUGGCCAUUUAUGAAGGUUCUAAAUUGGUUUAAAUUGUAAAGUAUUUUAAAUGGAUUGUAGUGCUAAUUAAAAUAAAUCAUGCUAGUGUAAACACUUUUAGAUGUUGGUUUGUUUA
Calliphora vicina (urban bluebottle blowfly) is the source of this 1620-nucleotide messenger RNA. Its product is annotated as alpha-amylase 4N-like. The record is from RefSeq and is a predicted model, not a curated record. Gene Ontology annotation, biological process: carbohydrate metabolic process. Gene Ontology annotation, molecular function: alpha-amylase activity; cation binding. The coding region runs from base 29 to 1537 and encodes 502 amino acids. Lineage: Eukaryota; Metazoa; Arthropoda; Insecta; Diptera; Calliphoridae. The transcript has 3 exons.